Panicum virgatum (switchgrass) is the source of this 1628-nucleotide messenger RNA. Its product is annotated as cytochrome P450 71A1-like. The record is from RefSeq and is a predicted model, not a curated record. Lineage: Eukaryota; Viridiplantae; Streptophyta; Magnoliopsida; Poales; Poaceae. Gene Ontology annotation, molecular function: heme binding; oxidoreductase activity, acting on paired donors, with incorporation or reduction of molecular oxygen; iron ion binding. The transcript has 3 exons. The coding region runs from base 46 to 1584 and encodes 512 amino acids.
CAUCUGGUUUGCGAGUGUACGCUCCAAAAGUUCUGCUACUCGACCAUGGCUCCGCCUCAGCUCGAUUCCAACCUAGCCCUCUUCCUCCUCUUCGUGGCUUCAUGUUUCGUCAUCGUCGUCCGACGCCUUCAUCGGCGGCCGGGCCGCAACAACGGUGGCCGAGUAUUGCCGCCUUCGCCCCCGGGGCUGCCCAUCAUCGGCAACAUGCACCAGCUCGGCCGGGGGCACCACCACCGGAAGAUGCAGGCGCUCGCGCGGCGGCACGGCGAUAUCUUUCUCCUCUGGCUAGGCUCCGUGCCCGCUCUGGUAGUUUCCUCGGCCUCCAUGGCCGAGGAGGUGCUCAAGAACCAGGACCACGUCUUCUGCGGCCGUCCGCAGCAGCACACGGCCCGCGGCCUCCUUUAUGACUGCCGGGAUGUCGGCUUCAGCCCCUACGGCGAGCGGUGGCGCCAGCUUCGCCGCAUCGCCAUCGUGCACCUCCUCAGCGUGAAGCGGGUCGACUCCCUGCGGGCGCUCCGGGAGGAGGAGGUCGCGCCGUUGGUGGCUCGGAUCCGCGCCACGGGGGCCUCGGAUGAUGAGAGGGGCAGACUCCGAGCAGUGAACAUGAGCGAGCUCAUCGUAAGCUUAACCUACACUGUCAUCUCGAAGGCGGCGUUUGGGAACAAGCUCGGCGGCAUGGAUCCCGGGAGUCUCCGUGCGAUGAUGAAGGAGGUCACCGAUCUGUUCGAAACGGUCGCGGUGAGCGACAUGUUCCCGCGACUCCGGUGGGUGGACUGGGCGACGGGGCUCGACGCGAAGAUCAAGAGAGCGGCGGGCAAGCUUGACGACGUUCUCGAGAGAGCACUCCAGGAGCACGAGAAGAAGCCUGAAGAUGAGGAUGAGGCUGCUGACCUUCUUGACGACUUGCUUUUGGUGAUCAAGGAGGGAGGUGAGGGGCUUAACCUGGAUAGGAUUGAUGUCAAGGGGCUCAUCUUGGACCUUUUUGUAGGAGGAACCGAUACAACUUCCAAGGCGAUAGAGUGGGGAAUGGCCUAUCUAAUCAAGAACCCAAGAGAAAUGGCCAAAGUGCAAGAAGAGGUGAGGCAAGUUGCAGGGCCACAAGGAGUCCUAGAGGAGCAUCUUGGGAGGAUGAGCAGGCCGCAGGCAGCCCUGAAAGAAGCCAUGCGGUUACAUCCACCGGUGCCGCUGCUUAUCCCCCGUGAAACAAUCCAGGACACUGAACUCCACGGCUAUGACAUCCCUGCCAAGACUCGGGUCAUCAUCAACGCAUGGGCGAUUGGGAGGGACAAGGAAUCUUGGGAGAGCGCUGAGGAGUUCCUGCCAGACAGGUUCAUGCACAAUGCUAUCGACUACAAUGGCAGAGACUUCCGGUUCAUACCAUUUAGCACUGGGAGGAGGGGAUGCCCCGGCAUUGCAUUCGCGACACGCCUCGCCGAGCUUGCCCUAGCCAAUUUGCUGUACCAUUUCGACUGGGAGCUGCCGGAGGGCCAGGAUGUCGAGUCAUUUGAGGUCGUGGAGUCUAGUGGUCUGUCACCUGCUCUUAAGUUUGGCCUCAUCCUUGUCGCGAAACCUCCGCAAGCAUGAACCUUUCAGGCUGCAGGCAGCAGUAGGUACUUCUGUCAGAAACA